AUGACUGACGUAAAUGUGAGCGAGCCGGCGCCGGCCAGCCGCGAGCCGGACGCCGUCAAGCUGUUCGUCGGCCAGAUUCCGCGGCACUUGGAGGAGCGCGACCUGCGGCCCAUGUUCGAGGAGUUCGGCAGCAUCUACGAGCUGACCGUGCUCAAGGACAAAUUCACCGGCAUGCAUAAAGGCUGCGCCUUCCUCACCUACUGUGCCCGAGAGAGCGCUGUCGUCGCGCAAAAGUCGCUGCACGAGAAGCGCACUUUACCCGGGGGCCGUCCAUUCCGCCGUUGA
Molecule: messenger RNA, 285 nt
Organism: Pollicipes pollicipes
Lineage: Eukaryota; Metazoa; Arthropoda; Thecostraca; Pollicipedomorpha; Pollicipedidae
Product: CUGBP Elav-like family member 3-B
Exons: 4
Coding region: 1-285 (94 amino acids)
Molecular function (GO): RNA binding
Source: RefSeq, a predicted model, not a curated record